This is a messenger RNA of Adineta ricciae, 900 nucleotides long. NCBI's taxonomy places the organism in Eukaryota, Metazoa, Rotifera, Eurotatoria, Adinetida, Adinetidae. The record is from the annotation of a GenBank genome assembly.
AUGUUUGACUGGCGACCAUUCGUGUUCGGUGGUCUCGCCUCGAGUGUUGCUGAGUUGGUAACUUAUCCGCUUGACCUGACAAAGACCCGCCUGCAAAUUCAAGGGCAAAUUUUCGAUAAUUCUAGUCAGCAGGUGAAAUAUGCACAGAAGAAGUACACGAAUAUGUUCCAAGCAGUUUUUCGGAUCAGCCAAGAAGAAGGGUUUCGAAUGCUUUAUUCCGGUGUUUCAGCUGCUUUGCUACGUCAAGCGACCUACGGAACAAUCAAAAUUGGCAUCUAUCAAAAAAUCAAACGAAUCUUUGCUGAAGACAUUCAACACGAAAAACUUUAUAUCAAUGUUUUAAACGGUAUGUUAUCUGGUUCAGUAUCGAACGCCAUCGCGAAUCCAACUGAUUUAUUAAAAAUUCGAAUGCAAGCUCAUCACCCAAGUGUUCACGGUAAACGACUCUUUCCUGCGAUGAUUUCCAUUGCAAAAAAGGAAGGAUUUACCGGUCUUUGGAGUGGUGUAUUACCCACAGCUCAACGAGCAGCGAUUGUCUGCGGCGUCGAGUUAGCUGUAUAUGAUUGGGUGAAGAAACAAUUAAUAUGUCGAUACAAAAGUACAGAUACGAUUGGAACACAUUUUCUCUCAUCGUUCACAGCUGGUUUUGCGGGCGCACUUGCAAGUACACCUAUCGAUGUUGUACGAACACGAUUGAUGAAUCAGGAAAAUGUAACUCGGCGUUCGAAUAUAACAGCAACACCUUAUGGAGGAAUUAUCGAUUGUUUUGUCAAAACAAUUAAAAAUGAAGGCUUUCUCGCCUUAUAUAAAGGUUUCUUUCCUUCAUGGCUUCGAUUAGGUCCUUGGAACAUCGUUUUCUUCAUUGUUUUCGAACAAUUGAAAAAAUUGAACAAAACUUAG